Molecule: messenger RNA, 2331 nt
Organism: Oncorhynchus kisutch (coho salmon)
Lineage: Eukaryota; Metazoa; Chordata; Actinopteri; Salmoniformes; Salmonidae
Exons: 2
Coding region: 69-1931 (620 amino acids)
Molecular function (GO): DNA binding
Source: RefSeq, a predicted model, not a curated record
UACACCCCUGUUUAAACGCUUGCAGUCUCGCACUAAAUACGACACAUUGCGCGGAUCAUUUCUUAAAAAUGGAUACCGGUGCUCAUGCCACAUCUUUCCAUGUCUGGCAAUAUAGACAACAUUUCAUUUUCAAGGAAUUAAGAGAGAAAAAUAUGACCGUCCAGUGUGUUCUAUGCAAACCCAAAAUCCGCAUAUUGUCUACCUCCAAGAACUCGACAUCAAAUCUGAAGAAACAUUUAGAGAGAAAGCAUGCAAUCAUGUAUCUGAAGUCGGCUAAAGGUGAGAUGGAUGGACCCAAUGGAUCACCCACAGAGUCUCCUAAGGGGCCACGCUACAAGAAAUCCAAGUUGGAAAACCUUGUCAAUCAAAUGACGUCACAGCCAAAAGUGAACACCCUGGUCUUCAACUUUAUGGUGGAAAAUGUCCAGUCGCUGUCUGUCUUGGAGCAGCCUGCUUUCAGGAAGUUGAUUGAGGGCUUAAGUGGAGGGAAGAUGUCCAUGACCCGAAAUACUUUUAUCAAUGGAAUUAUGAUGGCAUACUCCAAAAUGAAGGAGGAACUAAAGGAAAAGCUGGACAGUGUACAAUCUGUGUGCACUACAGCUGAUAUCUGGUCAGCUCACAACAGAAGCUACAUUGGGAUGACAUGUCAUUGGAUUGAGAAGAAUGAGCUGGAGAGGAAGUCUGCUGCACUUGCCUGUGCCAGAAUACGGGGCUCGCACACAUUUGAAACAAUUGCAGCCAAAAUACACGAGAUUCAUUUGGCUUACAAUAUUGAAAACAAACUUCAGGCUACAGUCACUGAUAGUGGCAGCAACUUUGUCAAAGUCUUCAAAGAGUUUUCAAAGGGGGACAAUGAAAACUAUGACAUUGUUGAAUUUCAGGACGUGGGCACCAUACUUGACGGAGCAGAUGAGGCCAUGCACCUCUUUCUGCUGCCGCACCAGAGAUGUGCAUCGCACGCAAUGAAUCUGAUUGCCUCCCACGAUCUAGUGCAAGUUCUAUCACGGGGAGAAACUGCCCAAGUGUACUGCAGCGCAAUGGCCAAAUGUUUUGCCAUAUGGAACAGCGUCCACCAAUCCCCAUUGGCUAUAGCAGCAGUGGAAGACAUAGAGAAAAUGAAAUUGACUGCUCCUUGUGUGAGUCGCUGGAUUUCUGAAUACUCUGCAGUGGAAAAGAUGGUCUCUCUCCCUGAAACAAAACUAAUGGAUGUUUGCGACAGCUUUGGGGUCCCAAGACUGCUAUCUUAUGAGAUAGCAUUUUUAAAAGAAUACAUAAAUGUCUUCAAGCCACUUGCUUUUGCACUGGAACUCUUCCAAGGAGAGCAAUGUUUUCUUGGACUGGUCAUACCUACGGUACUCACAUUGAAGAAAAAGCUAUGUGAGAAGAAAACUCUUGCGCUCUAUCUCUUGGACGUCAUCAACCCUGUUCUAGACGCAAUAGAUUCCCGUUUCAAACAGCUCUUUGCCAGUCUGGAUGCAAAAAUGGCGACAGCAACUACACCACAAUUCCGUUUGUGGUGGCUACCAGAAGCUGAGAGAGAAGACAUGCAUUUGAUGCUGGUGGCUGAGGCAACCCGAUUGGAGCCGACUGGUGGUGCGCCAAUCAGCAGCGACAACGUGCAGUCAGAAGACGAAUUCUUUAGUUUCGGACCUGGGACUGGCAACAGUGACACAGAAGAGGAAGUCCGGAGGUACCUCGAGGGAACUAGCAAAAGUCUCAGUUGCCUGAAAUACUUCCAGAGAGUGAGAAAGCUGUUCCUCAAAUUCAAUGCCAUCCUACCCUCAAGUGUUCUUGUGGAGCGCCUCUUCAGUCAUAACGGGAACAUUCUCACCCCUAAAAGGAAUGGUUUGACUGAUGAUCAGUUUGAGCAAGUUCUCCUUUUGCGGUACAACAGCAAAAUAUACACUCUGGACAAAAUAUUCCCUGAGUAAAAAUGUAAAGGGAUUUUUUUCACAGAUCAUGUAUCAGGCAAAGGAGGAUUGGUGGGGGGAGCUAUAGGAGGACGGGCUCAUUGUAAUGGCUUGAAUGGAUUUAAUGGAACUGUAUCAAACAUGCACAAACGACGUUUGACUCCGGCUCCAUCUAUUUAAAUCCAGCCAUUACAAUGAGCCUGUCCUCUUAUAGCUCCUCCCACCAGCCUCCACUGGUAUCGGGGGUGUAUUCUUUGUGUUUGUUAAGCUCACAUUGAACAUGUUGUUUAAAAGUCAUCAAAGUCUGUGUGUGCAGAGGUUAAAACAGAUAUUUAUGUUAGUCGGCGUGACUAAAUUUAAGCAAUAAGGCCUGGGGGGGUGCGGUUUAUGGCCAAUAUACCACAGCUAAGGGCUGUUCUUA